Molecule: messenger RNA, 279 nt
Organism: Guillardia theta CCMP2712
Lineage: Eukaryota; Cryptophyceae; Pyrenomonadales; Geminigeraceae
Exons: 2
Coding region: 1-279 (92 amino acids)
Source: RefSeq, a predicted model, not a curated record
AUGCGGCGACAGCGGCAGCUUCUGGCAGAGAACAUGCUGAUGACUUCAGGCAAUGACAACGGGGGUGGGUCUGACGAUCGUCUGUAUUUCUCUUCCUCGAUGCUCAACCCGCAUGCAGACACGCUCAUCGCUCUCGACGAGUACUCCCCUGAGGUUGUCAACGACCUUGCCAAGUCCGUCGCUCACUCUUCAGACGAGGGGUUGAAGUGGACCAACAUCUACGGGGCUGAGAGCUGCGAAUCUUACCUGCGAUCAACCUGCGCCGAUCUCUAUCCUUGA